AUGAAUAAUAGAAUCUUUAGAUUUUAAAAUACUAAUAUUUUAGCACAAGCUUUAACUAAUAAGAUUCAUGAAUUAGAAUUUUAAUCAAAAAAAGGAAUAAAAUAUCCAUAUGGAAACAAUGAAGAUUUCAUUGUAAUCGGAUAAAUGAUUUUGGAAUUUUAUUUUUCAGAUUAUCUAAUUUAAAGAGGGUAUAUAUAAGAAAAUAUAUAGAUAUCCCAAUAAAGACUCAUCAAUUAAAAAGCCUAGUGAUCUUGUAUUGCUAAGGCAAAAGCUAUUAAACGAUAAAAAUUUAGCAGAAAUAGCAAUUCAAUAUAAUAUACACAAUAUAGUUCAAAUAGGCAAUCAAACAGUUUUAAAGUAUGCUUAAUUCAUGUAUGAAUUAGAAAAAAUCCGAAAAUUCUUGCAGAAACACUUAAAGCUUUGUUAGCAGCUCAGUAUCAUGACUCUUAAUAUGAUUUAGAACAUGUUAGAGAAAUUUCUUAAUCUAUUAUAAAAGAACUUUUAGACAAGUAUUCAUUUAAAUUAUAAAUUAGAGGUUAAAAUAUUCCUAUAGCAGAAUUAAAAUAGAAUGCAAAAUCAUCAUUUCUAGAAUUCAUUAAUAAUUAUACAGAUUUGAUUCCUAAAAUAUCUGUUGAAUGGAAAAAAGAUGAAAAUUUGAUUAAUGUUUUCAAAGUAUAAUUAGAAUUAGAUUCUUUUUUAAACAUUUCUAAAACAGGAGUAAAUAAACGAUUAACAGAAUAAUUAGUAUAUUAAGAAGCCUUAAAGUAACUAAAACAAAAAACAAUUAUUUAAUCAAAAUUACCAAAGAAAUCCUAAAUUGAAAAAAAAUUUUAAGAAAAACAAUCAAUUGAAUAGAGCACAAUAGUUUAUGAAUUAGAUAAUUCUAUAACAAAUGAAGGUCAAUAUUUUUAAUUUUCAGAAGUCGAUGAAUAUAGUAAUUCAGAUUUUCAUGAAUCCUUAGGAGAGAAAGUAGAGAAUCUACUUGAAAAAUUAGCAUUUUGA
Molecule: messenger RNA, 1002 nt
Organism: Paramecium sonneborni
Lineage: Eukaryota; Ciliophora; Oligohymenophorea; Peniculida; Parameciidae
Source: the annotation of a GenBank genome assembly